AUGACCUCAGCCUCCUUUGUAUCCUACUCCAUUCCAGGGCUAUGCCGAUCUGUGGCCAUGCUCCCACCAGCUGGUCAUCUCCUGCCCCUCCUGCUGGUGAUAGGCACAGGGGGUACCAUGCCCAGCCCCCGGGUACCUCCUCAGGGCUGCUAUGUAGCAGAGGAAGCUGGUGAGCGGACCUUCCGUUGCAGCCAGGCAGGCCUGAGUGCUGUGCCCCCCGGCAUCCCCAACGACACCCGCAAGCUCUACUUGGAUGCCAACCGGCUGGCAUCAGUACCAGCUGGUGCCUUCCAGCACCUGCCUGUUCUGGAGGAGCUGGACCUGUCCCAUAAUGUCCUUGCCCACCUCUCAGGGGCCGCUUUCCAGGGCCUGGCAGGGACGCUGCGCCACCUCGACCUCUCUGCCAACCAGCUGGCUUCAGUGCCCGUGGAGGCCUUCAUGGGGCUGCAGAUCCAAGUGAACCUGUCCGCCAACCCGUGGCGCUGUGACUGUGCCCUCCAGGAGGUGCUCAUGCGGGUGAGGCUGGCACCAGGCACUGGGACAGGCAUCGUGUGUGGCCCGGGAGCCCGACCAGACCUUGUGGGGCAGGAGCUCCUGCCGCUGGCAGGGGAGGAAGAGCUGUGUGGGACAGGGUGGGGUGGGGCCCGGCGGAGCACCGACGUGGCCCUGCUGGUCACCAUGGGGGGCUGGCUGGUACUUGUGGUGGCUUAUCUGGUCCAUUACAUAUGGCAGAACCGGGAUGAGACCCGACAUCCCCUCAAGUGGGCCCCCGUGCUACCCGUGCAACCCGAAGACUCCUCUACCCUCAGCACAGUGGUCUGA
Molecule: messenger RNA, 822 nt
Organism: Diceros bicornis minor
Lineage: Eukaryota; Metazoa; Chordata; Mammalia; Perissodactyla; Rhinocerotidae
Gene: LRRC3C
Product: leucine rich repeat containing 3C
Exons: 2
Coding region: 1-822 (273 amino acids)
Cellular component (GO): plasma membrane
Molecular function (GO): protein binding
Source: RefSeq, a predicted model, not a curated record